GAAAAGUGGAUCCCACUCGUUUGCUUGUGCUACCUUCCUCUUGUUAUAAAAACCUCGAGCCAAUUCCAUCUUACUUAAUUUCCUGCGUUUUAACUAUUCUCCUCCAUCACUCUACCCUAUUAAUUACUUCAAGAUGGAAGACAAUGAAGACUGCGGGAUUAAGGACAUACAGUUUGGCUUCCGACGUUUUCGAGCACCUGCAAAACGAAUCUACGCGAAUCGGAAUGUCUUUCUCUUGGAUGUCCCGCCGAAUCCAAUUGCUAGCUGGCUAUUAUCUUGGAUGCCGCAGCUCGUCCGCUCCUGGCUACAGCGAUUGCUGCCAGAGUGGUUCUUGCCGACAACUGUCAUUCUCAAGGAGCGAAACCCUACUAAGGCUGAUAGCUACGAAAACGAAAUCGAUACAUACCUGCAUCUUCGAUCCCUCCAGGGCACCCACAUCCCGCGUUUGUUUGGUGAAGUAACCGUCAGCGACCCCCACGCGCAGAGAUACCAGAUCAGUAAGCGACCCACUCCUGCUAUCCUCCUGGAAAACGUCGAAGGAGUGUCGCUACACAAUCUUCCAACUGAAGAGCUAGGGAAUCCUCGCCUUCUUAGGGAACUCGAGGAUAUAUAUAACCUACUUACGGAAAAAGGGGUUGUUCAUGGGGAUCCAAGGCUCCACAACUUUAUACGUGCUCAUCAGAGGAUCGUUGCUAUCGACUUUGAGUUUUCCUACCCUCUUCCCAGUGAUAUAACGAAUGAGGAUGAAUUGGAGGGCUUAAAGAGCGAGAUUAGGAAACGGGAAAGGCAGGCACAGGGAGCAGAAUCCAAACGUUUGGUCUCGGGCGUCUAUUUUCUAGAGGGGGGUUCACUAAUACGGAAAAGGCUGGGGACGGAUUUGCGGUCUUCCAGCACGACGACCCAUAACGAGCAGAGGAGUGACGAGGGACCUGUCUACCCUAGGAGCUCAGCUACCUAAGAUGUGUUUUCGGCACGGGCGUGUUGGGCCGCGGCCGGGAACGACAUGCCCCCAUGGCGGGCGAGGUGGAGAGGUAGUGUGGUGAGAAAGAGGGGGAGGAAAUGGAGGUUAGCGGAAAGUGAGACGUGGGGGGUACACUCGGGAAGGAUGGAUGGGCACUGACGGGGGUAGGAGGGGUUUCUAUGUAGGAGCCGGGCGGCCGGGCUUAUCUGCCGUUUAGCUCUUCUCCCUUAGUCAAAUCACAUGUUAGGCAAGGCCGAGCUCCGGCAUGCCGACAAGAG
This is a messenger RNA of Podospora pseudopauciseta, 1239 nucleotides long. RefSeq lists its product as uncharacterized. The record is from RefSeq and is a predicted model, not a curated record. NCBI's taxonomy places the organism in Eukaryota, Fungi, Ascomycota, Sordariomycetes, Sordariales, Podosporaceae. The coding region runs from base 134 to 958 and encodes 274 amino acids. The transcript has 2 exons.